AUGGCGCCUAAGAAGCAGAAGGAGGGUAAUAAAUCCCGCGCUAACUUAGCGGAAGAUGAAGCAUUAGACUGGCUGAAACCACGCACACUCUUAAAACCUGACGAUCAAGAGGAAGUUCCUGAGGCGGAUCUCGAAGAGGAGGUCGGUCGUGUUCUGACUACUAUCAAUCCUCAAUGGGUGGCAGACGAGGUAGCCUAUCAUUAUGGACAGGGCCGAUUUGUACUCAAGCCAAAACCGACGUUUGGAAAGGCAUAUCCCUUGUAUAUAUACCAAGGAACAGCCAUACGGAAGGACUCUGAAGAAGCGAAGGCUCAAAUUGCUGCCGGAUAUGGAAUGGUUGGCUUCGACGAUGCUGGUCCCAAGCGAGCCAAAGUAAAGAAAUCUGCAGCUGAGGAAGAGGAGGAAGAAGAGCCUGAACCCGAACCCGCAGCACCAGCAGAAGAAGCUAAGGCAGAAGAGGAUGCAGUUCAAGAAGAAGAGAAGCCAGCUGCGCCUGAAGAAGUGGAAGCGCCUGUUGAUGAAGCUGCGGUUGGUGAAGAAACUGCGGUAGCAGAAGAAGGCGGUGAAGAAGCCGCACCAGAGGAAAAAGCAGGGGAAGAGCCUCUCAUCGAAGAAGUCAUUACAAUUAAGCCUCGUGUCAAGAAAUUGGCUAACCAGUUUAACUUCUGCGAAAGAGCUGCCCUCACAUACAAUAACCCGAGAAGAUCGGUGGACACACAAACUAUACCACCACCUAGAGCCAACUAUGGGUCAACUUGCCUGCAGUCUAUCAUCUUUGAUUUUUACCAAGAAGACUACGCUCGAAAGAUGAAAGAAAAGGAAGAUGAGAAGCCCAAAAGGCUUCGCAAGAAAGCGGCGAAACAUGCGAAGUCGGCGCAACAAAUUCACGACGAACAACUGGCGCAGAGAAUACGAGAGGCCUGGACCAUUCUCGAGAGACUGGUCAAUCAGAACAUCUACGAUGAUAUUGCCCAAGACUAUCGUUACUGGGACGAUCCCUCGGACGAAUUCCGCGAGGGGAUGGGCUCGCUGCUGCCGCUCUGGAAGUUCCAGUUUGAGCCGAUGAGGAGUCACGCUGUGUGCGAGGUGCAGUGGAACCCACACUAUCAGGACUUGUUCGCUGUCGCUUAUGGCUCUUUGGAUUUUACACAACAGCAAAAGAAUGGAUGUCUCUGUCUAUUCAGUAUAAAGAACCCAGCCUACCCCGAGUAUUCGGUUAUAACUGAAUCGCCGAUCAUUUGCCUAGACGUCUAUCAUGAGACUCCGUACCUUAUAUGUGUUGGCAGGUACGAUGGUAACGUAUGCGUGUAUAAUGCUCAACUCACGCUGGAAUCUUCCUACCAGUAUAAGUCUGAUUCUGUGAGAGACAAACACAGUAACAUCGUUUGGGAGAUACGCUGGGGUGCGCGUCUAAUAGACGGCGAAGCAUCGUUCUUCUCUAUAUCCGGGGAUGGUAGAGUGGUACAAUGGGCAGUGAUGCCCGGGGAGUUACAAGCCACCACCAUAAUAACGUUGCAGUCCAGUGUGCCGCCCAUACCGGGCCCCGAUGGUACUUUGCUCACCGUCAAUAGUUGCGGCAGUUGCAUCUGCUUCCAUCCAGAAAAAGCGGAUAUAUUCAUGGUGGGAACAGAGGACGGUAUGAUACAUACUUGUUCCCUCAAGUACAAUCGCAACUACGUGCGUUCGGUACAAGGACACCACAUGCCGGUGUACAGGAUACACUAUAAUUACUUCAAUAAUAGUAUCUACGCGUCCUGCUCGGGGGAUUGGAGGGUUAAGAUAUGGGAGGAUGGACGGGACGAACCCUUAUUCAUGUUCGAGCUGGGCUCACCCGUGGGCGAUGUCAAGUGGGCGCCUUACUCUAGCACUGUCUUUGCAGCUUGUACCGCUGACGGGAAGGUGUACGUGUACGACUUGAAUGUGAACAAAUACCGACCGAUUUGUGUGCAAGCGGUGGUUUCCAAGAAGACCAAGAAAUUGACGCGAAUCGACUUCAAUGCCCGACUACCAGUUCUAGUGUGCGGGGACACGAAGGGUACCUCCCAUGUGGUGAAAUUGUCCCCCAAUCUAAGGGUUAUGUGCAAACCUCCUAAAAAGGCUCAGGGCGUUGACCAACGAACAUUACAGAUAAUGAAAUUAGACAAAUUGCUGAGUUUGGUCCGCGACCCGCCAUUCCAAACUGGAGUAGUCGACGAAAAGUUCGAUGAUGACUGA
This is a messenger RNA of Zerene cesonia (dogface butterfly), 2214 nucleotides long. RefSeq names its product dynein intermediate chain 2, ciliary. The record is from RefSeq and is a predicted model, not a curated record. The transcript is spliced from 17 exons. Bases 1 to 2214 code for a protein of 737 amino acids. Gene Ontology annotation, biological process: cilium movement; outer dynein arm assembly. Gene Ontology annotation, molecular function: dynein heavy chain binding; dynein light chain binding. Gene Ontology annotation, cellular component: outer dynein arm. Lineage: Eukaryota; Metazoa; Arthropoda; Insecta; Lepidoptera; Pieridae.